Molecule: messenger RNA, 1659 nt
Organism: Paramecium tetraurelia
Lineage: Eukaryota; Ciliophora; Oligohymenophorea; Peniculida; Parameciidae
Exons: 10
Molecular function (GO): protein binding
Source: RefSeq, a predicted model, not a curated record
AUGAUAAAAUAGCUUAAAUUUAGUAAAAUUAAAACUAGAACUAAUAUUUAAAUUAAAAAGAAUAUUGCUAUUAAGACUAGUCGAAUAACUAAAUUGUAGGCUUAAAGCAUAUUGAACUCUACAUCUUAAACUUCGAAAAAGAAAUAAGAUUAAAAGGAAUUCUUUGAGUAGGAAAAUCUAAAAUACAUCGAAGAAUUAAUAUAAGAGAGAUCUUCAGAUGACAAUAAAUUAUAAGUUGUUCAUUAGAAUAGAUUUGUAAUGAAUGUAAAUACAAAGAAUUAAAUCGAAAAAGCUUUAGAUUAGUAUGAUUUGCCUCUUUAGUAAAAUCCUAAUAAUGAACUUUAUUGUAAUGGCAAAAGUAAGGAUAAAGAGUAUUUUAAUAGCCUUCACUCUAGAAAAAAUGAAUAAAUUAGAAGAAGAUUUAGAACAUAACGACUCACUUUUUCUAAAAAAUCUGUAAAUUUCAGAAUCUUAUAAUAAAAAAGGUAAGCCUUUUAAGAUCUUGAUACUUAGGGUUGUCUUUAAUUGAAACUGAAACAUAUAAAGAAGCUUUAUCUUAUUUUAAUUCUGCUAUCGAAGAAGACCCUAAUAAUUCAGAAUAUUAUCAUAACAAAGGCAUAUAUAAUAUUCAACCCUUUAGCGGCGACUUUAAUUCUACUGAAUAGACUAGAUGAAGCACUUCAAUAUUUCGAUUUAGCCCUUUAGCUAAACCCUGAAAAUUCUCUUAAUUAUAAUAACAUAGGGUUUAUUUUAUGUAAAAUGAAUAGAUUUGAAUUAGCAUUAUAUUAUUUUGAUUAAGCUAUUCAACUAAAAAACCCUUAUCUUUAAAGUUUUUCUUAAAAUAAAGCUUUUGCUUUAUAAUAACUGAAUAGAUAUUAAGAAGCAUUAGAUUCUUAUGGCUCAUAGAUAUCAGAAUCUACAGAAUAUAAUAAUAAUAAAGCAUUUACAUUAAUGCAAAUGAAUAGGUUAGAAGAAUCAUUACAAUGUUAUGACUCAGCUAUUUAACAAAGCCCAGAUAGUUCAAUUUUGUAUAAUAAUAAAGGAUUGUCUUUAUUCCGUAUGAAAAGAUAUGAAGAAGCAUUAUAAUAUUAUAAUUUAGCAAAAUAGUUAAACCCAAAAAUUGCAGAAUAUGAUUCUAACAUAGCAUCUGCAUUAGAAAGAAUUAAUAGGUUUGAAGAAGCACUACAAUAUUAUGACUCAGCUAUACAAAAAAACCAAGAAAAUUCCCAAUUUUAUAAUAGCAAAGCAAACACUUUAAUGUAAAUGAAAAAAUUUUAAGAAGCAUUACACUAUUACGAUUUAGCUAUUCAAAUAAAUCCAGAAAAUGCAGAUUAUUUUCAUAACAAAGCAAAUACUUUAUAAUAAAUGAAUAGAUUAGAAGAUGCAUUAGAGUAUCACGAUUUAGCUAUUCAAAUAAAUCCAGAAAAUGCAGAAUUUUUUCAUAAAAAAGCAAUGACGUUAUACUAAAUGAAUAGAUUAGAAACAGCAUUAGAAUAUUUUGAUUUGGCUAUUCAGAAAAACCCUUAAAAUCAACUUUAUUAUUAUAACAAAGCUUUUACUUUAUUUAAGUUGAAUAGAAAUGAAGAAGCGCUAUAAUAGUUUGAUUUUUCCAUUUAAAGUAAUCCUGAAAAUCCUAUCUCUUUUAAUGGCAGAGGUUGA